Messenger RNA from Panicum hallii, 1266 nucleotides. Its product is annotated as transcription factor MYB30-like. Lineage: Eukaryota; Viridiplantae; Streptophyta; Magnoliopsida; Poales; Poaceae. The transcript has 2 exons. The record is from RefSeq and is a predicted model, not a curated record. The coding region runs from base 182 to 1024 and encodes 280 amino acids.
GGGACAGCCCGUCCCCGUCAUCCUCGCGCCGCUCCACUCCCCCCCUCUCUCUCUCGCUCGCUCGCCGCCGUCCCGAGCCGGACAGGAGCACUACCGAGUCCCCUCCCGAGCGAGAUCUCCUUCCGUCCAGCUCCAGAGGGGGCCAGCUCGAUCGCUGCCGCCGCCUCGCCCGAGCCGGUCGAUGGGGAGGGCGCCGUGCUGCGAGAAGGAGGGGCUGCGGCGGGGCGCGUGGAGCCCCGAGGAGGACCAGCGGCUGGUGGCCUACAUCCGGCAGCACGGCCACCCCAACUGGCGCGCGCUGCCGCGGCAGGCCGGGCUGCUCCGCUGCGGCAAGAGCUGCCGCCUCCGCUGGAUCAACUACCUCCGCCCCGACAUCAAGCGCGGCAACUUCUCCGCCGACGAGGAGGCCCUCAUCGUCCGCCUCCACCGCGAGCUCGGCAACAGGUGGUCCGCGAUCGCGGCGCAGCUGCCGGGGCGCACCGACAACGAGAUCAAGAACGUGUGGCACACCCACAUCAAGAAACGUCUGGAGGACGACGACGCGGAUGGCGACACCUCCGCCGCCGGCCGGCCGAAGAAGCAGAAGGCGCGCAAGAGCAAGCCCGCCGCGCCCAAGAACAAGAAGCAGGCCGCCGCGAAGGCCGACAACAGCGAGACGUUCAUGACGGCGUCGCCGGGGCUGUCGAGCAGCGUGAGCAGCGGCGUCACGACGUUCUCCACGGCGGCCGAGUCCACCGCGGCGGUGUCGUCGGGCGACAACGCCGCCACCACCAGCGCGAGCCUCCAGCCCGGGGCCGCCAAGGCGGAGAUGGAGAUGGAGAGCUUCAGCUCCGCGGAGUUCCCGCCCAUCGACGAGAGCUUCUGGUCGUCGCCGGACGUGGUGGACAUGGGCCUCGGCGCCAUGGACGACGAGGAGCUGGGACUCGCGGGCCCGCCGUCGUCGGCCACGAGGGACGAGGACAUGGAGUUCUGGCUCAAGAUGCUGCUGGAGUCCGGCGACAUGAGGGACCUGAGCGUCUUGUAACAGCAAUUAGCGCAGGACCCGAGCUUAGCCGCCACCUCGCAAGAUUAGAGCCUCCUAUUUUCAUUUUUCUGUUAUCCUUUCCCCAAUCUCCGCCGAUGAGAAAAUGUUGGGAAAUUCGAUCGGGUGAUUUCACCCUGCUUAGAAAAAAGGAAUACUAGCACCAUUUCGUUCGUUCUUUAGCUGGCGUCCGUCACAAUUCAAUCAGAUGCGGUGCUUGCCUAUCAUGAAAAAUGAGAUGGCAA